Molecule: messenger RNA, 1356 nt
Organism: Clonostachys rhizophaga
Lineage: Eukaryota; Fungi; Ascomycota; Sordariomycetes; Hypocreales; Bionectriaceae
Source: the annotation of a GenBank genome assembly
CUGACUUUCCUCCAGUGCAUUCUUGAUCCUACGGAUCCGGAUGGACCAUGUAUUCCCUGUCAGAAUAUCUCACGAACCUCAAAGAAGACAAUUCACCGAACUCCGUGUUUUCAUAACAAAAUUACCGAUACUGUGCUUUUCCGUAGUGGCGGUCUGGGUCUGACACGGCGCUGGACAGGCACUGAGAUGAAAAACAUUGUCACUCCUCUUCAAGCUCGGAACUUUCGGACGAUCGAAUUCACGCAAUCGGCGGAACAAAAGCCGAUCGUUAUCAAAGUCGUACCCUUCGAACCCAUUGAAGGCGACAUCACAUCAAGAUUUUGGACUGUAAUCGAGAAUGGUGUGGUCGUUCAAAAGUCCAAGGAGAUCAAGCCGUUUUGCCUGGCAAAUAUUCGCCGAACAGCGAUCUACUUCGAGCAGUAUAUUAAAGAGAACGCGAUUCCGGACUUCAAGCGCCGUGGAGCACCAGGUUCCAGAGUGGAUGCGCCCAUGAGCAGUUAUGACCCCAUACAAGCGACAUACCAAAUGGCAGUCGAACGCUGGGAAAGCCUCCCGGGUGAGGUGAAAGCUUACGAAGGGGGCGCCCUAGUGGCUAAUCGAGAGAAACGACUCUUGGGAAAUUUAUUUACUCUUUCGUUUGCGAUACGCCAAACCACCGGAAGCGCGUAUAUUUGUGGCGAAGACACGCUGGACAUGGCUCCGGAAACAGACGAUCCGUCAUACCCAUUGAAGGGGAAAGUCUCGCUCCCGCGGAUGCUGCUCGCUCAAUUCGAUAGCAUAAACCAUACGAAGUUACUAGUGCCCUUAAGGAUGAAGGUGCUACGCGAGCUAGAGUACCUCAUCGUGCAAAAUAAGAAACGCUACUGGUUUACAAUAUACGUCUGCUUAUUUAUCUUGCUGCGAGAAGCGAGCUGGAUCACACAAGACCGCUCUCGUCACGCCAAAGCAGUCCACCAAGCAAAGAUUCGUUACUCUAUCCCGGGGUUUGUGGAAAGCCUCCAGGAAGGGUGUAAUACCUUGCUCAUGUUUUGGCAUUACUACAAUUGUCGGCCCAUGCCUGCUUCAGUUGACGCUGCAGCUCACCACACAUCAUUUUUGUCAGAACUCACAGUAGAGCAGUAUAACCUGGUUAUGUGGACCAUGACAAAUUCGGGUGUGCAAGAACAGCUCUCCAUGUGGCGAACCUACCGAACGGAGAAUGGCUUCAUACCCGAGCCUGAACAGCCUCACGACGGAGAGACGGCGUAUACGGGAAACCAGCGCAAGUUACCAUGGGAUCACCCGUACUACUGGAUUGCCCAACUCUUUGAAGAAGACUGGACUCCACAUCCCACAUACAAACAAGAAUAUAUAUAG